Molecule: messenger RNA, 609 nt
Organism: Morchella importuna
Lineage: Eukaryota; Fungi; Ascomycota; Pezizomycetes; Pezizales; Morchellaceae
Exons: 5
Coding region: 1-609 (202 amino acids)
Biological process (GO): proton transmembrane transport
Cellular component (GO): proton-transporting V-type ATPase, V0 domain
Molecular function (GO): proton-transporting ATPase activity, rotational mechanism
Source: RefSeq, a predicted model, not a curated record
AUGGGGUACUACGGCUCUUACUCUCGUUAUGGAGGCCUUACCACUGCGGUGGUCGUUGUCGGAACUUAUAUGCUCUUCAAUGGUGACGGCGAAGCUUUUAAUGUCGGUCGCUUUCUCGAAGAAACAUCACCAUACGCAUGGGCCUCGCUGGGAGUGGCCCUUUGUAUAGGCCUUAGUGUCGUGGGAGCAGCAUGGGGUAUCUUCGUCACUGGUUCCAGCAUAAUUGGAGGAGGAGUACGGGCACCGCGCAUCCGCACUAAGAAUUUGAUUUCUAUUAUUUUCUGCGAAGUUGUCGCCAUUUAUGGGGUUAUUAUGAGUAUUGUCUUCUCGUCUAAACUUGGCAACGUACCCUCAGCAGAACUUCUCUUCACCGAGAAGAACUACUACACAGGCUGGGCUAUCUUCUGGGGAGGCCUCACUGUUGGUAUCUGCAACCUUGUCUGCGGUAUUGCCGUUGGUAUCACUGGUUCUUCUGCAGCCCUUGCCGAUGCUGCCGACGCGGCCCUGUUCGUCAAGAUCCUUGUCAUUGAGAUCUUUGGCAGUGUAUUGGGACUAUUUGGAUUGAUUAUCGGAUUGUUGAUUGCCGGAAAGGCCGAGGAAUUCAGUUAA